AUACAUUCUUAUUAUAUUCAAAUGUUGAUACUGAACUUACUCAUGCUGCACCAAAUAUUGAAUUGGAUGAAUUACGACAACAAGUCUUGAAUACAACCUUAUCUAUGGGACUAAAGGAUGAAAUUGAAGAAGAUAUUUAUGCAGUAGACGAAAUUGAAGAAGAACUUUUUAUAUUAGAAGAAAAUCAAAGUGAUGAUAUUUCUAUCGAAGGUGAAUUAUUGAUAAUCGGCAAUACUAUGGACUUAAAUUCAUAUAAUUUUAAAAUACAACCAUUAGCAUUAGAUAAUUGUAAUUUUGAAUGUAUUGGAGACAAAAUUGAGGAGGAUCAUGGCAAUGUGGAAUUCGAUGUUGAUGCUUUA
Molecule: messenger RNA, 359 nt
Organism: Racocetra fulgida
Lineage: Eukaryota; Fungi; Glomeromycota; Glomeromycetes; Diversisporales; Gigasporaceae
Source: the annotation of a GenBank genome assembly